Molecule: messenger RNA, 1698 nt
Organism: Penicillium verhagenii
Lineage: Eukaryota; Fungi; Ascomycota; Eurotiomycetes; Eurotiales; Aspergillaceae
Product: serine hydrolase domain-containing protein
Exons: 3
Coding region: 1-1698 (565 amino acids)
Source: RefSeq, a predicted model, not a curated record
AUGUUGGCACUCAAAGCUGUUUUCACCUUUAUCUUGGUCCUCGCGUUGUCUCAUAGGGCGUAUUCGUCCUGUGAGCCAGAAAUCUCUUAUCCAGCUCCUAUAUACAAUUUGAAUACUUUGAAGAGCACUUUCCAAGAGAUCGACAACAGCCUCAAUAAGCUGAUCAAAGCGGGUGAUUACAGUGGGAGUUCCUUCUCAUUGGAGAUUUCCUCCCCGAGCCAGACUCUAUACACCAAAUACCACUUCGACAAGUCUCUGGGCGGAAGCCCAAUCAAUGGCUCUUCACGAUAUCGGAUUGCCAGCAACACCAAACUGUUUACUGCGUUGGGAAUCUUGAAGCAAGAGGCAGCGGGAAAACUUGGGCUAGACGAUGAGGUGACAAAGUAUAUUCCGGGGCUUCUCGACGGUACAAGCAAAAUCUCCUGGAAGGGUAUCACACUUCGAUCCCUACUAGCCCAUUUGAGUGGCCUUCCGGACAACUAUGGCGAUGAAGAUUUGCUUCUUAUGCUCUCUGAUCCAUCCGCAAUUGGGCUUCCUCCAUUGGAUACAGCCGAGAAAAACAAUCUACCAAAGUGCGGUGCUUAUACUGGAUGGACAGUUGCGUGUACGGACGCAGAUCUCGAUGAAAACCUUCACAACGUGAACCCAGUGUUUCCUUCCCAGAAGGAAACCUCCUACAGCAAUGUUGGAUUUGACCUUCUGGGUCAAGUUUUGGCGAAUGUGACCAAUAUGAAAUAUGAAGACUACAUCGAAGAGGCAAUAUUUAAGCCCCUUGGCAUGCAAGAAACAUCUUUCACUGUGCCUGUAGCUUUAGUUGCUGCUAGCGCUGGAUCAGGUUCUGACUGGGGCGUGGAUGAAGGUACCGAUAAUCCGAGUGCCGGGAUCUACAGCUCCUCUUCGGAUAUGAUCAAAUUUCUUCGCUGGGUCCUCAAAAAUUAUGAUAAAAUAACCCCAUCGCUGAACUGGUUCCAGCCUGCAGCCUGGAAUUCUGGAUCUCACUCGCUUCUUGGAUAUCCGUGGGAAAUCUUCCGGACUACCUCGAUCCUGCCAGACACAAAACGUCCUGUGACAUUCUACACAAAAGGCGGAGGCCUCACGGACUACUAUACCUACAGUUUUAUCAUCCCACAGUACAACCUUGUGGUUUUCAUGGGCGUGGCUGGAGGCUUGUCUGCACUAAACACAAUAUUCACGGAUGUUCUAAACCCACUCAUCGUCGCAGCAGAGUCUGAGGCACAGUCCCAGUUGGAAAGUUCAUACGGAGGAAUCUAUUCCUCUACUGAUUCAAACUUGAAUUCUUCGAUCACUCUCACUCAGACUCAAUCACGGUCUUUGUACAUCUCCUCGUGGAUCUCGAAUUCCACAGACGUCCUGGCAAACCUAAUCCCCUUCGUGUCCUCAACCGCCGGUACGAGUGGUGAUAUGUACUUCCAGCUCCUCCCUACCUUUAAAACGAGGCGCACGCAUGACGGUCAAGUUGGCGAAGUGUGGCGGCUCAUCGAUGUAAUUGACGAUUACGAUGGCUCUACAAACUCUACAACAGUCUGGAAUGACUAUUGUGUGGUGAAUAUUGAUCCAUUUUCCUACGGAACAGUUCCUCUAAAUGAGCUCGUGUUGUGGAGGAACUCCAGUGAGCGCCAUGCUACAGUGGAAUCCGUGACACUUUUAGCAUUCAAAGUCAAUUUGUGGCGAAACUAA